This is a messenger RNA of Sorghum bicolor (sorghum), 2401 nucleotides long. RefSeq names its product GPI inositol-deacylase. Lineage: Eukaryota; Viridiplantae; Streptophyta; Magnoliopsida; Poales; Poaceae. The transcript is spliced from 12 exons. The record is from RefSeq and is a predicted model, not a curated record. Gene Ontology annotation, molecular function: hydrolase activity, acting on ester bonds. Bases 332 to 2398 code for a protein of 688 amino acids.
CGCGAGCCAGCGAUCCCGGCUCGCAACUCCCCUCCAAAGCCAGCAUCGAGAGCACCCUCAUCGCCGCCGCUUCCCUCGCACCACCGCCCCACUACCACCUGCACAUAUCCACCACCCGUCCUCCUCAGCGAGUUCUCCGCAGGACUCGACUCUUGGCCGCGGGCAUUCGCCCGAGGAACCGCCUCUCCCGCGAGGCCUCCCUCUCCCGGUGCCCGGAUCCCCCGAGCUGCCUUCAGGGUGCAAGAUCUCUUCCGUGAUCCGGAGUCUCCACCGUUUUUCUCUCUCAUCUUAGCUCGAUCUCGGAGCGACUGGUCCGAGCUUCUCUUACCCCAUGGGCGGCGGCGGCGGCGGGUUCCGGGGCAGCUGCAGGGUUGGGGCCGUCCUGCUUUUCUCCGCCUGGGUCGCGGUUGCAGCGCUCAGCCGCCUGCUGCGCCCGGUGCCCAAUGGCUGCGUCAUGACCUACAUGUACCCGGCCUACAUCCCCAUCGCCGCCACGCCCCGGAACAUCUCCUCGGAUAGGUAUGGAUUGUUCCUGUACCACGAGGGCUGGAAGCAGAUCGACUUCGCCAAGCACAUUAGGGGACUUAGGGGCGUGCCCGUGCUCUUCAUUCCCGGCAAUGGAGGAAGCUACAAGCAGGUUCGGUCAUUGGCUGCAGAAUCUUUUCGAGCUUAUCAGAAUGGUCCGCUUGAGCCCACCUUUUAUCGGGAAGCAUCUAGCACUUUACCAGCAGAUGAACUCAAAGAUUUUUCGAUUCCUUCACGGUAUGGCCGCAUGUUGGAUUGGUUUGCUGUUGACCUUGAAGGAGAACACUCUGCAAUGGAUGGUCGGAUACUUGAGGAGCAUACUGAAUAUGUUGUCUAUGCGAUUCACAGGAUCCUUGACCAAUACAAAGAAUCACAAUUGGAGAGAUCAAAGGGUGGUGCUAAAUCCUCUCAUGACCUGCCAUCCAGUGUUAUACUUGUUGGCCAUUCGAUGGGUGGUUUUGUGGCUCGAGCUGCUGUAGUCCACCCAAACCUGAGGAAAUCAGCAGUGGAAACUAUACUGACGCUUUCCAGCCCACACCAGUACCCUCCCAUCGCACUUCAGCCAUCGUUGGGUCAUUUCUUCUCCCAUGUCAAUGAAGAAUGGAGAAAGGGAUAUGGGACUGGUGUAUCGCAUGCAAGCAAUUCAAAAUUAUCUAACGUGGUUGUUGUCUCUGUAUCAGGUGGCAUUCAUGAUUAUCAGAUUAGGUCAAGAUUGGCAUCAUUGGAUGGAAUUGUGCCUUCUACUCAUGGCUUUAUGGUAGGAAGCUCCAGUAUGAAGAAUGUUUGGUUAUCCAUGGAGCAUCAAUCUAUCCUAUGGUGUAAUCAAUUAGCUGUACAGGUUGCACACACUCUUCUUAGCAUAGUAGAUCCUGUUGACAGACAUCCAUUUUCAAGCACACAAAAGAGAGUUUUUGUGUUCACAAAAAUGCUCCAAAGUGCAGUUCCUCAGUCUUUGAGUUCAAUGGCUCACGUUCCUGCUUCUCUGUCACAAACUUUACCUGCCAAUGGGAACCAGAAUGCUGGUGAACUACACAAAAAAGGUUCACUUUCUUGCCCACCAUCCACUCAAUGGACUAGUGAUGGCCUUGAAAAGGACCUGUAUAUUCUGUCAAAUUCAGUUACUGUUUUAGCCAUGGAUGGCAGGAGAAGAUGGUUAGAUAUUAAAAAGCUGGGAUCAAAUGGUAGAAGACACUUUGUUUUUGUAACAAAUCUUGCCCCUUGUUCUGGAGUAAGGAUUCACUUGUGGCCAGAAAAACACCAUUCACCUGUGCUAAAUGAAUUAUCUGCCAGUAAAAAGAUAGUGGAAGUUACAUCAAAGAUGGUCCAAAUUCCUGCAGGACCUGCUCCAAAACAGGUUGAACCUGGGAGUCAAACUGAGCAACCACCUCCUUCGGCAUUUCUACUACUGAGUCCAGAAGAAAUGAGUGGUUUCAGCUUCAUUACUGUAUCAGUAGCACCUCGACCGACUAUUUCAGGUAGGCCUCCACCAGCAGCCUCUAUGGCAGUGGGGCAGUUCUUUAAUCCUGAGGAAGGGGCAAGUGCACUUUCUAUUGGAACGAUCAUCCGCUCCAGUUUUGCUCCUGAAGAAAUAUUUCUGUUGGAGGAUCACCCAUUGGCUCUAAACUUGUCAUUUUCUGCAAGCCUUGGCCUUCUACCAGUAACUUUAUCACUGAAAACUGCUGGAUGUGGAAUAAAAAAGGCUGGUGAUCAAAUGGAAGCUGAGAGAAAUAACCUUUGUAAAUUGCGGUGCUUUCCGCCUGUUGCCUUGGCAUGGGAUUCUGUAUCUGGCCUACACAUCAUUCCAAAUAUAUACUCAGAGACUAUAGUGGUUGAUUCAUCACCUGCCUUUUGGGAUUCACAUGAACGGGACUGACAA